CUCAAAAAUAAAUAAAUAAAUAAAAACACCAGGACUCCUGCUUAUUUUAAACUUUGCUUUAAUUAAGUAAUUAAAUUUUUUUAAUGUUUAUUUAUUUUUGAGACAGGGAGAGACAGAGCAUGAACGGGGGAGGGUCAGAGAGAGAGGGAGACAGAAUCUGAAACAGGCUCCAGGCUCUGAGCUGUCAGCACAGAGCCCGACGCGGGGCUCGAACUCACGGACCACGAGAUCAUGACCUGAGCCGAAGUCGGAUGCUUAACCGACUGAGCCACCCAGGCGCCCCAAUUAAUUAAAUUUUUAAGUAGGCUCCACUCUCAUAGUGGAGCCCAGUGUGGUGUUCGAACUCACAGCCCUGAGAUCAAGACCUGAGCUGAGGUCAAGAGUUGGACACUUAACUGACUGAGCCACCCAGGUGCCCCUAAACUUCACUCUUAAAUAGGCCCAUAAGAAAGUCAGCAUAAUAAAAUUACUUUUGGAUUACUGUAUAGGAAAAGUAUUGUUAUUGUACAGUAGUAGAAUAUUUGUAGGCUCUUUCUUAGGUGGUUGUAUGUUUCUGUCAUUUUUUAGAUGAGAAGAAUAAAAUGCUAAGCACUAAGAAAAAUUGUGAUUUUGAGUUAUUAACCCCAUCAUAAAGAAUAUAACAUUUUUAGCACUCAUGUGUGAAGAACUUUUAUGUCAUAGGAGGCUGGGAGAAUUAAAGAAUUAAGUAUGACAUCUGUGAUUCUGCUAAGAUUUUUUUCUCUCAAUUAGAAUACUUUUUUUGUUAUCAUAAUUUCUUUUUAACAUGCUUAUUCUCGUUUGCAUUUCAUUUAUCUUCUUUUAAGAUUGUAAUUAGGAAGCACUCAAGUAAGGAAGCUCAGGUUAGCUUGCUUAGUAUUAGUCCAUUGUUUCUCCUUUGGAAAUGCAUAUAUUGUAUAGCCAAACUACUUAUGUGUAUUGUAAUUUAAAUUUUUCUAGAAUGUGUACUUACAUGUUUACAUUAUACUCCUUACUUGAGUGCUGCUUAUGUAGUUAGUUUUUACAGACCUAGAAGUAAUGAGUAAAGAUUUUUUAAAAAAGAUUUUAUUUUUAUGUAAUCUCUGUACCCAACGUGGGGCUUGAAUUUACCUUGAAAUCAAGUGUUGCAUGCUCUACUGACUGAGCCAGCCAGGCACCCCAAAAUAUUGAAUAAAUCUUGCCUUGUUACUUUUAAACAAGCUUUGGGGAGGAAACAAAUUCUUUUUAUUUAUUUAUUUUUGUUUAAAGUUUAUGUUUUAGUACUCUUCACCCAUUGUGGGACUAGAACUUAUGAUCCUGAGAUCAAGUGUUGCAUGCGUCACUGACUAAACCAGCCAGGAGCCUGGGGAGGAAACAAAUUCUGAUGUUAGUGUGUUUCUUAUUUCUUGUAGAGAUUCACAGUUCCUCUGUACUUGGUCCAACUGUUACUGAUGUUUUUUGAGCAAAUAGCAACACUUGAACGAAGGAAAGUUAUUUUAUUCUAAUACCCCUUUUCCCCUAAGUUGUAUUGGUUGUUUAGGAGGAAUAGGCCAUUGAGAAUCUUUUUUUUUUCUUUUUUUUCCCCCAACAUAUCAAUCAUUGUUAAAGUAUGAGCGUGCUCUAUUUAACUGGUUAGCUUCUCUCAACUUCCCCAUUGCUAUAUAUAAUGUUUCUUGUUACUCACCAAGAACGUAUCAAAAGAGGAUUUUGUUCUGGAAAAUUUUAGCCAAAUUCUUUUCUCUUAGAAUGUUUAAAAUUUAAAUGUAAAGGCAGUUAGAAUGUAUUGUUAUCAAAGAAACUACUUUUAAAAUUAUAACAUAAUUCUGAAUAGUUCAAUAAUUUAUAAAAUGAACAUUUAAGUGGUGUUUAAGCCCAUUUCCCUGAGAACAAGACAAAACUGAAACUCUGUGGAUACGUAUUAGUGUGUUUUCUUUAUGUAAUUCUGAUUCUCCUGUAAAUGAAUUUGUAGAAUUAAUCACUGUGGAAGGAAUCCUUUUUGUCCUUCCCAGGUGAAGCUCCCAUAGGUACAGUUGGGUUGUCCUUCUGGGUUGCUUUAAGGGCACUUUAGCAGUUUUAAAAACUUAAGUACUAAUUUCAUAGCCAGUGUCAGCUGGAUUUAUUGAAGUAGGUCAGACUCUGGAUAGAAACUUGUUUCUCAACCCUAAAGAGAGUCAUUAUCCAUUCUUCUAUUUGUUAGAGAAUGGUAAUAAAUUCUUCCGCAUUGACCACAAGUCUAGAGCAAUUUCAGAAAAUCUAGAUAGUUGGAUUUUUUCAGGUAUAGAAAAUUACCUGAGAUCCUCUCUGACUUUUAUUAUCCCCAUGGAGCUAAACAAAAAAUAAAGGCAAAUAAACAAAAAAUAGAAAUCAGUUCCAACCCCCCCUCUCCCCCAAAAGAAGCCAUAGACCAUGGUUGUAUUCUUUAAAAUAGAAACAAACAGGGGCACUUGGGUGGCUCAGUCGGUUAAGCAUCUGACUUCAGCUCAGGUCAUGAUCUCACGGUUUGUGGGUUCUAGCCCUGCAUCGGGCUCUGUGCUGACGGCUUGGAGCCUGGAGCCUGCUUUGGAUUCUGUGUCUUCCUUGAUCUCUGUCCCUCCCCUCCUUAUUCUCUUUCUCUCUCUCUCCUAAAAAUGAAUAAAUAUUAAAAAAGAAAUGAAACACAUGCAUUUCUAUCCUGUAAAAUAGACAUACAAAAAUUGCAAUUAAUUCAUUGGGGAUAUAUUUUUCCUUUUUAAAAAAAAAUUACAGGUCAAUUUAAUUAAGUUUUUUUUUAAGUUUAUUUAGGUUGAAAGAGUGAGCGCAAGUUGGGGAGGGGCAGAGAGAGAAUCCCAAGCAGGCUGCAUUUCCUCAGCGUGGAGCCCAACCCAGGGCUUGAACUUAUGAACCAUGAGAUGAUGAUCUGAACCAAAAUCAAAAGUCUGACACUUAGUCACCCAGGUGUCCCGAUUAAAUACAUUUUUAAUGAAAGUAUGCACUAUAUGCUUAGCAAUAUGUUUCCUUUGAACUCUGGAAAAUCACAUUCUCUUGUGUUCAUAGAAACGAAAAUUCUUACUUGGGUAGCAGUUAGGAAAUUGUAUAGUCAUGUGACAAAAUAUGUGAUACUGAAAAUACAUUAUAAGGAGUCAAUAAUCAGUGAACAGUGUGUGUGUGUGUGUGUUUUUAAUUUAUUUAGAGAGAGAGAGAGUGAGUACAGGAGGGGCAGAGAGAGGGAGAGAGACAAUCCCAAGCAGGCUCUGUGCUGUCCUCCACGUGGGGCUUGAAUUUACAAACCGUGAGAUCAUGACUUGAGUUGAAACCAAGAGUCAGACGCUUAAUAUGCUGAGCCACCCAGGUGCUUCAGUGAACAAUGUGUUUUUAAUUUAUAAGGGAAGGUUUCAUGAAGGAUUCGGAAUUUGAGAUGGUUCUUGGAAGUUGGAUAUGAGUUAUUGUAAGGGAUAUAUAAAUAGGGAGUAAGUAGCAUGAACAGAGGCUUGGAAUUUCAAAGUGUCAGACAAUAACUUAAAAAUGUUUUGGGCAAGAACCAAUAGAUGGGCACUGUGUUAAAAUAGUUGGCAUAAUUACUUGGUUUGCCAUCACAGAUGGCACAGUUGCACAUCUGGUUAAGUGGAAAAUUGGACUCAAAAUUUCAAAUCUCUUCAACUUGAAGUCCUUGCUAUAUCACACAGGUUGUCUCAACAUCUAUGCUUCAACAUCAUUUAUUGAGAAUCUAGUAGGUGCCAUUACAUCUGAGAAUACAAAAAUGAACAAGAUAUGGUACUUUUUUUUGAGAGAGAGACAGGAGUGUGUGUGUGUGUGUGUGUGUGUACAUAUGUCUGUGUACUGUGGGUAAUUCCUUGUGACAGUCACUCUUUAUAUAUGCUUUGGAGAUGUUAAUCUGCUUUUCCCAUGAUUAUCUCAACAGUGGGGUUAUCUCCUUGGGUGGAUAUGCUAGCCAUUUAAGAAUAUUGGUAUAGUAUAGCCAUUAAAUGCACAAAACCCUAUUUAACAUAAUUUCCAAAGCUGGAGAAAAUAUGAUUUGGAUUUGAGUGAACUUUAGUACAUCAUUCUCCAGUGUGAAAUUAAUUAUUCCCGGUGGAUUAAUGAGUAUAUUUGAUUGUAUGUGAUUUUCAAUUGCAGAUUUAAAAACCUAUGACUCAAGGUGUCUGGGUUUCUGACAAUUUUUUAGUCACCUGCUAGUUAAAUAGUGGAUGUUCACAAUUUUCGAAUGGAAUUACCUUUAUGUCAUUUAACAUGACUUAAGGUUAAUAACCCACUCACACACGUUGCCAACAAUAUAAAACUGGAUUAUGGAGCCAGUUUGCCUGGGUUGAAAUCCAGACCCUGCUACUUAAUGCCUGGGUGACCAUUGCCUCUCUUUUCACCUGUAAAGUAGGGAUACUAAUAAUACUUCAUUGUUGUAUCUGGCACAUAUUAAGUGCUAUCAAUUGUUAAAGAUCUCUUAUUCCGUAUUUGCUAUUUUGAAAUAAAAAAAGCCGAAACUGAUAGUUUUUAUGUCACUUAUUUGACAGCAAAGCCUGACCUAACUAAUGUCUUUUUCUUUUUUUAAAAUUUGUUUUAAUGUUUAUUCAUUUCUGAGAGACAGAGAAAGAGUGUGAGCGGGGGAGGGGCAGAAAGAGGGAGACACAGAAUCUGAAGCAGCUCCAGGCUCUGAGCUGUCAGCACAGACCCCGGAUGAGGGACUGGAACUCAUGAAUGAUGAGAUCAUGACCUUAGCCGAAGUCAGACGCUUAACCCUCUGAGCCACCCAGGUGCUGGAAAACCCCCUAUGUUUGGUGAUUAUGAAGCUCAGAGACACUGGCAAGAAAUUACUUUUAAUUUACCCAUCAAACAAUGGUAUUUUAACAGUAGUGAUAACAAUUUACAAUAUUGGGGAUUGGAUUAUCCACCUCUUACAGCCUAUCAUAGUCUUUUAUGUGCAUAUGUGGCAAAGUUUAUAAAUCCAGACUGGAUUGCUCUCCAUACAUCACGUGGAUAUGAAAGUCAGGCACAUAAGCUCUUUAUGCGUACCACAGUGUUAAUUGCUGACUUGCUGAUUUAUAUACCAGCAGUAGUUUUAUACUGUUGUUGUUUAAAAGAAAUCUCAACUAAGAAAAAGGUUGCUAAUGCAUUAUGCAUAUUGCUAUAUCCAGGCCUUAUUCUUAUCGACUAUGGACAUUUUCAAUAUAAUUCUGUGAGUCUUGGCUUUGCUUUGUGGGGUGUUCUUGGAGUAUCUUGUGACUGGGACCUGCUAGGCUCGUUGGCAUUUUGCUUAGCUAUAAAUUAUAAACAGAUGGAACUUUACCACUCUUUGCCAUUUUUUUGCUUUUUACUCGGCAAGUGUUUUAAAAAAGGCCUGAAAGGAAAGGGGUUUGUAUUGUUAAUUAAGCUAGCUUGUACGGUUGUAGCUUCCUUCAUUCUCUGCUGGCUGCCAUUCUGUACAGAAAGGGAGCAAACACUGCAAGUUCUAAGAAGACUCUUCCCAGUUGAUCGUGGAUUGUUUGAGGAUAAAGUAGCCAAUAUUUGGUGCAGCUUCAGUAUCUUUCUGAAGAUCAAGGAUAUUUUGCCACACCACUUCCAGAUAAUAAUCAGCUUUUGUUUUACAUUUUUGAGCCUGCUUCCUGCAUGUGUAAAAUUAACACUUCAGCCCUCUUCCAAAGGAUUCAGAUUUACUCUGGUUAGCUGUGCACUAUCAUUCUUUUUAUUUUCUUUCCAAGUACAUGAAAAGUCCAUUCUCUUGGUAUCAUUACCAGUCUGCUUAGUUUUAAGUGAAAUUCCUUUUAUGUCUACCUGGUUUUUACUUGUGUCAACAUUUAGUAUGCUACCUCUUCUACUGAAGGAUGAACUCCUAAUGCCCUUAGUUGUGACAACGAUCGCAUUUUUUAUAGCUUGUGCAACUUCCUUUUCAAUAUUUGAAAAGACUUCUGAAGAAGAACUUCAGUUGAAAUCCUUUUCCCUUUCUGUUAGGAAGUAUCUUCCAUGUUUUACAUUUCUUUCCAGAAUUAUACAAUAUUUGUUUCUUAUCUCAGUCAUCACUAUGGUACUUCUGACACUGAUAACUGUCACACUGGAUCCUCCUCAGAAAUUACCGGACUUAUUUUCUGUAUUGGUUUGUUUUGUAUCCUGCUUACAUUUCCUGUUCUUCUUAGUCUACUUUAACAUUAUAAUCAUGUGGGAUUCCAAAAGUGGAAGAAACCAGAAGAAAAUCAACUAGGUACAUCUGCAAACACGUGAAAAUAUUAACAGUGCUUAAACGGUUUUUGAACUUUUUGCUGUGUAUAAAUAAAAUUAUCAUUUUGAGGAUCAUGGAAUUACAGGGAAAAGAUGGUGAAAAGUCAUUGUUGUCUAUACAAAGUAAAUCUAUAUGGGAUCCAAGCCCAGUGGAGGCUUUUAUUUUCUAACUAUUGAAUGGCCAAGACAUACUGUAGUUUUAUAAUAUUCAGUUAUCCAAGUGGGAAAAUAAGAGAAAAUGCCCUUAAUCCCAGUAUUUACUCAGGAAAUAUACAAUUUGUUGUCUUAAAGAAAAUCUGCAAAUCCAGUGAACUCACUGGGAGAAUUUAACCCUUCUUUUUAAAGGAAAUUACUAAUUUUGGUAUUUAAAUUUCAUUUUCCUUCCUUGGAAUACAAGUAAUGUGUAUUUCAUUCUUUAGAAAUCUAUCUCAGGGUUUAAAUUUGUGACAAUCUUUUAAAUUACUGUGAGAAGGCAAUUUAAACUGCUUGAAGUUUGAACAUGCCUCAUUACAUGGUACAAAUUUGAAUUUCUUUUUAACAGGCAGAGAGGUUAAACCAUGUUCUUAUUUUUUCCAAAAUGCCGAUUUACUUAAAUGCAAUUUAACAGUGAAUUUUCUUGAAUUUAAAUCUAAGUGGUUUGAGUGAUGUCUUUUUAAUUACUCAUGAUCACUAGUGCUAAACUUCCAGGAUCAUUCUGUUUAAGUUAAAUGGUCUUAUGCAGGAUUUCAUCCUUCUGAUCUUUUUAUUGUUGUUGUUGUGACAUGGUUCAGGAUAACCACUUCCAUAGCAUUGAUUCAUAUCAUGUUUCAUAUUGACUUGGCUCUGUUAAUAAUGUAUCAUUCUAUAUUAGAAGCUCAUCUUUACUGUCAUAUUCAAUUGGUAAAAAUGUAUCAUAUCGAUGUUAUAGUUUCUUAUGUAAAGAUGUGUUGUCUAGAUGUGUUGUCUUUACUCUCUGUGAUAAGAAUAAAACAAUUAUUUUCA
Messenger RNA from Acinonyx jubatus (cheetah), 7161 nucleotides. It is a transcript of the gene ALG6, whose product is annotated as ALG6 alpha-1,3-glucosyltransferase. The transcript is spliced from 14 exons. The coding region runs from base 4739 to 6163 and encodes 474 amino acids. Gene Ontology annotation, biological process: protein N-linked glycosylation. NCBI's taxonomy places the organism in Eukaryota, Metazoa, Chordata, Mammalia, Carnivora, Felidae. Gene Ontology annotation, molecular function: dolichyl pyrophosphate Man9GlcNAc2 alpha-1,3-glucosyltransferase activity. The record is from RefSeq and is a predicted model, not a curated record. Gene Ontology annotation, cellular component: endoplasmic reticulum membrane.